AUGUCUGUCCGGAACGAGAGGUUGCCGCUGGAUUAUGCCACCGCCCAGGGCCCGGAAGUCCCCGUCGAACGUCCUGCCUUAGUUCCGAAGUCUCUCCUCCGACCUCAAGUGCCUGAGCUGAGGUCUGGCUUCCGACAAACCGUCAAUGCGAGCGGUGCCAAGAUAUGGCUGGGAAGAAACAAAGACACGGCAAUUGAGGGCGUGGCUGCACGGUUACGCUGGAUUCCCUUUUGGCCUUAG
This is a messenger RNA of Clonostachys byssicola, 240 nucleotides long. The record is from the annotation of a GenBank genome assembly. Lineage: Eukaryota; Fungi; Ascomycota; Sordariomycetes; Hypocreales; Bionectriaceae.